CCUCUCCUGUCCUGCUAAUGAAAGAGCUGUGGGCAGUGUGUGUGCGCUGCUGCGGGCAUGCCGUGCUAUCAGUGCUCAGUGUGCUUGGACCAGGUAUGUUCCCCAGAUGACAGUCCUACCAUGAAGUGACCUGGAAAUACAGAUAAUACAGAAUCACAAUGGCAUCUCCACGGCUGCCUUGGAUUUUUGCUUUCUACUUUUCUGCACUGAUGCUCAUUCAAGUCAGAAUGACUCAAUGUGCUGAUAAUACAACUCAGUGUUCUUCUCGUCGCUGCAACAGAAACCUAUCAUGUUCUUCACCUGAGGACUGCAUUGGUAUCAAAGAUCCUUGCCUCUCAAACCCAUGUUCAUGGCAUGCCAAGUGCCAAGUUAUCUCUUCCGUUGCACAGACCUAUGUGUGCCAGUGUCCAGCAGGCUACACAGGAGAGAACUGUGAUAUUCAUCUGAAAAGAUGUCCCAGGAACCCAUGUGGUAAUGGAGGUGAAUGCUAUGUUGGUAAAGAAGGUCCAAUUUGUGCUUGCACUGUAGGAUACAAGGGAAAGUUCUGUGAGACACCAGAAGAUGAGUGCCUUUGGAAUCCCUGCCAAAAUGGAGCCAUGUGCAAGAAGCGAGGGGAUGAAUAUGCUUGUUAUUGUGUUCCUGGGUUCCAGGGGGCCCUGUGUGACAUUGAGGUGGAUGAAUGUAUCUCUCAGCCCUGCCACCACGGGGCCACAUGUCUGAACCAGAUUGGGCAGUACACCUGCAUGUGCCCACCACAGUACACAGGCAGAGACUGUGAGCUGGAAGUUGAUGAAUGUGUAUGGCAGCCAUGCCUGAAUGGGGCUACAUGUCAUUCUUUCAUUGGUUCUUUCAAUUGUACCUGUCCUCCUGGGUUUGAAGGUGACCUGUGUCAGUUCAAUAUUGAUGAGUGUGCCAGCUUUCCGUGCCUUAAUGGGGGACACUGCAUCGAUGGAGACAAUGGGUACACGUGUGAAUGUAACAUGGUGGGAUUCAAUGGGUUGCACUGUGAGAUGCCAGUGUCGAUGUGCGAGUCCAAGCCCUGUCACAAUAAUGCCACUUGCCUGGAAGUUUCUGCCAAGUUUACAUGUCUUUGUUUGCCAGGUUCCACAGGUUCUCUAUGUGAGAUAGAUAUUAGCGAGUGCAGCAGCCAGCCCUGUCUGUAUGACUCCGAGUGUGUGGAGCUGGCUCAGCCGCUAAUGGGAACCUACAAUGAACAUGCUGGAUACAUAUGCAAAUGUAGAGACGGAUUAACCGGAGUUCACUGUGAAUCAGACAUCAAUGAGUGUGAGUCAAAGCCUUGUCAAAAUGGAGGCGCCUGUGAGAAUCUUCAUGGCAGCUAUACCUGUCACUGCAGGACACAAGCAGAUGCAGCAGGGAAUUAUUAUGGUGGGAGAAACUGCAAAGAGCUCCUUGUUGGCUGUGCCACUCCUAGAUGCCAUAAUGGUGGCACUUGUAUUCCACAGUUAAAAGAAGGAGAACACUCCCAUCACUGUUUGUGCCCAGAAGGCUAUGCAGGCCCAAGCUGCCGGGCACAGACCACUUUCUCUUUCAAUGGCAAGUCUGUCCUUCCUGUAAAUAAAAAUAGUACAGAGGCCCAGGGGGGUCAUUUCUUCAACAUAUCGCUGAGUUUCCAGACGGUGCAAGCUUCAGCUGUAAUAUUCCACAUGGAAGCCCAGAAUUCAUCGAUUAGACUAUACCUGCAGAAUAGUGCCAUAUAUCUUGCCUCUGAAGUCCACAGUGAAAUAAAGAGUCUGCUGCAUUUGCCUGGCAAUGUCAGUGAUGGCCGAUGGCAUGCUGUGGGGGUAUCCGGCACUGACAGGCUCACUCUCAGAAUAUUGGAUGCCCAAUGCACUACGAGAUGUACUGAGAGCUCUGAUCACAUUCUAGGCGAUCAUUUAAGAGACUCUGUCUUCCAGAAAAUACUGCUGGGUGGUGAACCGCCUUUAAGGACAGCAGAGGAGGAUAUUUAUAAUAAUGCUGAGGAAAUGCGGCCUUGGUUUGUGGGCUGCCUGCGGGAUGUCAGAAUAGAUUCAGCCUUUGUUACAGAUGAAAGUACAACAGUGGGUGACAUUGAUGUUGGAUGCAAGAGGAGAAACCAGUGUGAGAGCCAGCCGUGUCAAAACAGAGGCCAGUGCAUCAACCUAUGGCUCGGCUACCACUGCGACUGCUUCAGGCCCUACAGGGGGCAGAACUGUUCUUCAGAAUAUGAAUCGGGUAGAUUUGGGCACAGACAUCUGACUUCCCAUGCUGCUUUCCAAGUUAAUAUUGAUCGGAGGGAAGAGAUAACCAUAUCUGCAUUCUUUAGAACCCGCCAGCCUUCAGGAUUCUUGCUAUCCCUGGGGAACAGCACUUACUCUGGCACCAUCAUCUCAUUAGAUGGAGGAAGGCUGACAUUGAAGACAAGGAGAAAUGUUCUCCUGAAGGGAAACAACACCAUCAAUGAUGGGAAUUUCCACCUGGUCUCUCUAAAGCUCACACAGACUAAAAUGGAGAUGUUUGUGUCAUUGAAGUUGGUGGGACAGAUAGACAUGACUAUGACUGAAGUCUACUCCACUAGUGUCCUGUACGUGGGAGGACUGGUGGAUCCAAAAGAAACUGCAAAGCAUGGAGGUUACUUUAAGGGCUGUGUUCAAGAUCUGAGGAUUGCAGAGAAACACCUGGAGUUCUUUUCCAGUUCAGAAUCAUCUUCUGUUGAGGAUAUUACAGUCAGCAAUGUGACUCGGGGAUGUGAGAGUGACAGUCAGUGUAAUCCCAGCACAUGCCACAAUGGAGGUGUUUGUUAUCCUGUCUGGGAUGACUUUGUCUGCAGCUGUCCCCCGAACACUACAGGAAAAGCUUGUGAGGACCUUAAGUGGUGCCAACUGACCCAGUGCCCCCCAGGAUCUAUGUGUCAGACGGUGCCCAGUGGGUAUGAAUGUACAGCCAGUGUUGUUUUCAAUGGUACCAGCCAUGGAGUCAUGUAUAGGAGCAAUAGUCAAAUAAGAAGAGAUCUCACCAACGUGACCCUGCAAUUCCGCACCCAAGCGUCAGAAUCAAUUCUCCUGUAUGCAGAACAAGGGCCAGACAUUGUCACCGUUGCUGUUCAGAGGUCUCGUCUGCUUUUCCAUCUGCAGAGUGGCAAUAGCAUUGAUGCUGUGAGCCUGUAUGGUGCAGAGAUGGUGAAUGACAGUCAGUGGCAUAGUGUCACAUUGUCAGCGACAACCCCUCAAUCUCAGUCCUCACGUUGGCAAAUGGAAGUGGAUGGAAAGACGGACAAAAUCAGUUUAUUUCCCACUGGAAACUUGAACUUUCUUCGUGAGGGGACAGAUAUUUAUUUAGGAAUAAAUGGUAAAGAUGGGAAUCUGCACUUCAUUGGGUGCCUGGGUACGGUGCAGAUUGGAGGAAUAUACCUGCCAUAUUUCGGAGAUGAAGACUACCAAGCGACUAGGCCACAGAAAGAGCAGUUUGUUAAGGUCUCGCCAGUGAGUGUUGGCAUUGAUUGCCUGAGCUUAGAAUCCUGUGCUUCCCAACAUUGCACGCAUGGAGACAAGUGUCGUGGGGGUUUUACCCACCCCAUAUGUACAUGUCCAUCUGGAAGAACUGGACCCUUGUGUGAAACAUAUAUCCAUAAAUGUCACUCCAGCCCUUGUCUGCAUGGGAUCUGCACUGAUACUAUUACGGGGUACUCUUGUGAAUGUCACGUUGGCUAUUCUGGGGUGAACUGUGAUAUUCACAACUGCCAGGAUCACCGGUGUGCAAGAGGUGCCACCUGCAUUGCUCAAGCAAAUGGAUACUCCUGCCUGUGCCCAGCUAAUGUCACUGGAUCAUUGUGCAGUGUGUCCUCACCAUCCGAAGCCUCAUCUCUCAACUCAGUAAGAAUAUACAACAGGUUGCCGUCGACCUUUUGUGGGGAUGGAAAAAAAAAUAUCACUUGUUAUAACCGCAGUAAUUGCACAGAAGAACGUGGGAAGCUGAGGUGCACUUGCUUGCCGGGAUUUGUGGGUGAGAGGUGUGAAAUUGAUGUUGAUGAGUGUGAGUCCAACCCCUGCCUAAAUGGUGGCCUCUGCCAGAACCUGCCCAAUCGCUUCCAUUGUAUCUGCGACCUGAACUUUGCUGGGGAACAUUGUGAGAUAGACCUUUCAGAUUUCUUCCCUCCUGGCAUAUUCACCGCUGUGGCCUCUGUGGUGUUGGCGCUGUUCUUUAUUGUCUGCGCGGGACUUUGCAUCUUUAUUGCAGUUUCAGGCAUGAGAUCCAGCCAAGGAGCCUAUAGCCCCAGCCGCCAGGAGAAGGAAGGCUCUCGGGUGGAGAUGUGGAACAUCGUUCAGCCUCCUCCAUUAGAAAGACUCAUCUGA
Molecule: messenger RNA, 4331 nt
Organism: Xenopus laevis (African clawed frog)
Lineage: Eukaryota; Metazoa; Chordata; Amphibia; Anura; Pipidae
Gene: crb1.L
Product: crumbs 1, cell polarity complex component L homeolog
Exons: 13
Coding region: 159-4331 (1390 amino acids)
Source: RefSeq, a predicted model, not a curated record